Cygnus atratus (black swan) is the source of this 1134-nucleotide messenger RNA. It is a transcript of the gene USP50, whose product is annotated as ubiquitin specific peptidase 50. The record is from RefSeq and is a predicted model, not a curated record. The transcript is spliced from 5 exons. Lineage: Eukaryota; Metazoa; Chordata; Aves; Anseriformes; Anatidae. Gene Ontology annotation, molecular function: cysteine-type deubiquitinase activity. Gene Ontology annotation, biological process: endosome organization; Ras protein signal transduction; protein K48-linked deubiquitination. The coding region runs from base 160 to 714 and encodes 184 amino acids. Gene Ontology annotation, cellular component: cytosol; dendritic spine; postsynaptic density.
GAGGAGAAGACAAUUGCAACUUUCACAAUCUCUUUCAGACGGACAGAAAACAAUCAUAAAUGUAAUCUCUCGUGCUGAAAGUAACAGGAAGUUAAUUCUAAGCCCUGGAGCUUGCAGAAGAGGGAGUAUGGUGAAUCUGCAACUGCCUUUGGAUAUUUGAUGUCUGGUAUGGGGCUUGGAGAGUCUGACUGUGUUCCCCAGAAGUUUUCUGUUCAGUCCUUGGGGAGCGGUACCCAACUUUUAGCAAGAGGACUCAGCAGGAUGCACAGGAGUUUCUGUGUGCUGAAUGAGCUCCAUGAGGCUCUCAAGAAGUCAAGCAAAAGAAGAUGCAUAACUGGUGCAAAAGAAAACAGAGGGCUUGGGCCUGCCAGUGAAACAUCUCUUAUCAUGCAGUCAUUUGAGGGACAAAUGAGUUACGAUAUUACAUGUAUUACAUGUCUAGAAUGCAAGACUUCCACUGAUAAACCUGAGAUCUUCACUGCCCUUUCCUUGCCCGUUCCUUCUGAGGGCACAUGCUCUCUGCAGAACCACUCUGGUUUUCUGGAUGGUGGCCACUACACAGCAUUCUGCAAGCACUCAGUCACCGAAAACUGGUACAGCUUUGAUUCACAGAUCACCAAGAUCCCAAAUUCCUCAGUGCAGACUGACAGCGCUUAUCUCCUAUUCUACACCUGUCAGGCCUUUUCUGCACCCAAAGAAAGCAACAAGUCAUGAAAAAGCAACAACAGUGAGUACAUCUGCAAUUAGAAUUCAUUGGCAGCAUCAGCUAAAUUCUGUUUCAUCAAUAAACCAGAGCAUUCGUGUUACCUGAUCUGCUUGUGGUAUUGCAGGAAAUAAUUUCUAGAGAGAGGGCUGGAGUUAGAGCUUCCAAGCCUGUUAUGGAAAGCACAUCCACUGUGUCUAAUGUUUGUUUUUCAAGACAAACUUCAUAGAUCCCUCAAAAUAUCAGAAAUGCUGAGCAUACAGAUUUGCUUACCUGAAAAUUCCUGUUUCUCUGUUGGUUAUAUAUGCAUGUAGACAGAUAAAAACUCAGACUGUAAGAUUCAAGAUUUUUGAAUGCCAACCCAAUCAGGAAAGGAAAACUAACCCAAAUCCAAACCACGGAGAUGCACAAAAUUCAGCUAAAACAAUUUC